CUUGAGUGGACUACAGUUUCGACCUCGUCUGAACUGGUCCCAUCAGUACCCCCGGCGGAACUCGAACCCGUCCAGAGCGGUGUAGAGUCUCGACAUGCCAAUCAGAACGCGGCACGUUUCCGUUCUUUGACACAAAGGCCCUCGUGGCAGUCUGUCGUGGUGGUUGUCCCCGUUUCUAGACUUUAUGCUGGGCUAUUGCAAACCGGGUUCGAGUCCCGCUGGGCGUGUUGA
This is a messenger RNA of Protopolystoma xenopodis, 231 nucleotides long. Lineage: Eukaryota; Metazoa; Platyhelminthes; Monogenea; Polystomatidea; Polystomatidae. The record is from the annotation of a GenBank genome assembly.